CGGAAGCUGGACGCUCAACGUUCAUGCGGGGUGGUGUUGACAACAAAAAGUAUCUGUGGGAGAAAAGUAAUUUGUGGACUUCAGGGGACAUUUACAGACGUAACAACAAAAUAUGUCAGACAACGAAGAUAACUUCGAUGACGGAGAUUUUGAUGAUGCCGAGGAGGAUGAAGGAUUAGAUGACCUGGAAAACGUGGAAGAUGAAGAUCAGGAGAACGUGCAGAUCCUACCUGCAGGAGAGGGCCAGCAGGCCAACCAGAAGAGGAUCACAACACCAUACAUGACCAAAUAUGAGAGAGCCAGAGUGCUGGGAACACGAGCUCUCCAGAUAGCGAUGUGCGCUCCAGUCAUGGUGGAGCUGGAGGGAGAAACAGACCCCUUGCAGAUAGCUAUGAAGGAGCUCAAAGGCAGAAAGAUCCCAAUCAUCAUUCGCAGGUACCUUCCUGAUGGCAGUUAUGAGGACUGGGGAUGUGAUGAGCUCAUCAUAACCGAUUAAAGAACUUAUCCAGUCUGCACUGACAAAACAGUGUACGCUGGUUCACACACAAAUAUUGUACCAGGUCAGUCGGGUACACAAACACAGAAGAGUCCCAAAAGUGGUGCAGUUAUCUCCUACCUGUUCAUACCUCGACUUAAUCCACAAAGUGAUCAGAUGACUCUGUGAGCUGGUGAAACAUGAAUACAUGAAAUGUACAGAACAGACACUUUGAAGACCUGUGAAAAUCACAACAGUAUGUUUCUUGCAGGUUUAUAAUCCUGUAAUCUGGUUUGUGCUGUUUUCACUCUCAUUAUGUUGUUGGAGCUCUCCAUGCCACUAGAGUAAAAUUCAAAGUUAGUAUCUACUGUACUUCCUGUUUUGACAGCUGCAUUAUAAAUAACAGCCACAAGGGGGAAAUGUGACUUUGGUUAAACAUGUGUUUUGUUUUUCAAGCUAGUCUUGUGUUUUAAUUAUUCCAUUUUUUUGUUUCAGAGAAAAAAGUUCAUCAGUGUCAAAGAAGUGUUAUAUUAGUUUGAAUAAACUGUUUUGUAUAAAUGAA
Molecule: messenger RNA, 1037 nt
Organism: Thunnus maccoyii (southern bluefin tuna)
Lineage: Eukaryota; Metazoa; Chordata; Actinopteri; Scombriformes; Scombridae
Gene: polr2f
Product: RNA polymerase II, I and III subunit F
Exons: 5
Coding region: 113-496 (127 amino acids)
Biological process (GO): DNA-templated transcription
Cellular component (GO): RNA polymerase II, core complex; RNA polymerase I complex; nucleus
Molecular function (GO): DNA-directed RNA polymerase activity; DNA binding
Source: RefSeq, a predicted model, not a curated record